Oncorhynchus nerka (sockeye salmon) is the source of this 1451-nucleotide messenger RNA. Its product is annotated as voltage-dependent calcium channel subunit alpha-2/delta-4-like. The annotation marks the transcript as partial. The record is from RefSeq and is a predicted model, not a curated record. NCBI's taxonomy places the organism in Eukaryota, Metazoa, Chordata, Actinopteri, Salmoniformes, Salmonidae. Gene Ontology annotation, cellular component: voltage-gated calcium channel complex. Gene Ontology annotation, molecular function: voltage-gated calcium channel activity. The transcript is spliced from 16 exons.
GUUACUACACACACGUCUCCACGCUGGCCGAUGUUCAGGAGAAUGUCAUGGAGUACCUUCACGUUCUGAGUCGACCAAUGGUCAUCAACCAUGAUCAUGACAUCAUCUGGACAGAGGCUUACAUGGACAGUGCGCUGCCCAACACAGCAGAGCUGUUCAACACCCAGGCUCAGAGCCUGCUCCUCAUGACCUCUGUGGCCAUGCCUGUGUUCAGCAAGAAGAAGGAGACGUUGUCUCAUGGUAUUCUGCUGGGGGUGGUGGGGACUGACGUCCCUCUGAGAGAACUGAUGAGGCUAGUUCCUAGAUACAAGCUGGGUGUCCAUGGUUACGCCUUCCUCAACACCAACAACGGUUAUAUCCUCGCCCACCCUGACCUCCGACCCCUGUAUAAGGAGGGAAAGAAGCUGAAGCCAAAACCUAACUACAACAGUGUUGAUCUGGCUGAGGUGGAGUGGGAGGAUACGGAUGAGACGUUGAGGACUGCCAUGGUAAAAGGAGAGACAGGUGCUCUGUCCUUAGACGUCAGAGCCACUGUAGAGAAAGGGAGGAGAGUCAUGUUCCUGAAGAAUGACUACUUCUACACAACCAUCAACGAGACUCCGUUCAGUCUUGGCAUGGUGCUGACCAGAGGGCACGGAGAAUACAUCUUCAUAGGGAACGUGUCUGUUAGGGAAGGUCUCAAUGACCUGAUGCAGCCAGAUGUGUCCAUCGCAAAUGAGUGGACCUACUGUGAGACAGACAUUGACCCUCACCACCGCAAGCUGACCCAGCUCCAGGCUGUGUUUCGAUACCUCACAGGGAAGGAACCUGAUCUGGAGUGUGAUGAGGAACUGUUGAGACAGACUCUGUUUGAUGCUGUGGUCACAGCCCCCAUGGAGGCUUACUGGACAGCAUUGAUGCUCAACCCAUCUGGUAUGGACGAGGGGGUGGAGACUGCGUUCCUGGGCACCCGGUCUGGUCUGAUGAGGGUCACCAGAUACGUGGGCAUUGAGAAACGUGUUGCCAAACCAAAGGUCUUCUCCAAGAAAUUCCUGUCUCCGUCAGACAAGGAGAACAUCUUUACGAUGGACCACUUCCCCGUGUGGUAUCGCGCUGCAGAGUACCCCGCCGGCAAGUUCCUGUACUACAUCCCCAAAGAGGACACCAGAGAUGCGUCAGGGAGGAUGGUGAUUGCCACCACAGCUGUGACUGUCACCGUGGGCAAGAAGACUGCAGUGGCAGGAGGUAGGAACAAUUAUCUCUUUUACAUCCCUCUGUCUUGUUCUCUCUGUCUUGUUCUCUCUGUCUUGUUCUCUCUGUCUUGUUCUCUCACUCUCUUGUUCUCUCUGUCUUGUUCUCUCUGUCUCUCCCUCGCUCCCUUGUUCUCUCGCUCUCUUGUUCUCUCUGUCUUGUUCUCUCUGUCUCUCCCUCGCUCCCUCGCUCUCUUGCUCCCUCGCUCUCUUGUCACAUGA